UUGGUUCUAACCAUUGUGUCUCGUUUUGGAGUUGGAUGUCAACAGAAGAGGCAGUAAAAAAUAACAAGCUUCAGGAAUGUGGAAGUUGUAAAUUUUAAACAAGCUAAAGGUCCUACAAUUGUUAAUGCUGCCUGAAAAGCGGUCCAAGAAGAGGAUGGCUGAGGAGAGUUCAUCGAAGCCUGACAAAUUAAUGGCAGAACUCGAGCUUAUGCAAUCAGAGCUCGAACAAGUCGAUGUGAAACGAUCGCUAUCCUCAAGGAAUGAAACCGUAACUUAUAGACCAACUUACCGUGCUGUCUUAGCAAAGAAAGGAUAUUUAGUGAAACAAACUCUUGGAAGCGGAAGUUAUUCCAAAGUCAAGUAUGCACAUUGCUUUAAGAGCGAUCGUGAUAAAGUUGCUGUAAAAAUAAUAGACAGAACAAAAGCACCGAAAGAUUUUCAGCACAGAUUUCUUCCUCGUGAAAUGGAGAUAUGGCCUAAACUUCGCCAUCCUCAUAUUAUUCGUAUGCUAGAUAUUUUCGAGGAUAGUAGACGUGUGUAUAUGAUAUUAGAGUUUGCAGAAAAUGGUGAUGUUUUGAGAUACAUUCAGCGUAAUGGAGCUAUCAAAGAUAUAAUUGCUCGUUCUUGGACACGUCAGAUUUGUGAAGCAGUACGAUAUCUCCAUGAACAAAACAUUACUCACAGAGAUCUCAAGCUGGAAAACCUUCUAUUAGAUGGCACCCACACGAUAAAGAUAUGUGAUUUUGGUUUCGUUAAAGAGGACUGCAUGCGGGAUCUUAGCAGAACAUACUGUGGCUCAAAGUCAUAUGCUGCUCCAGAAAUUUUGAAAGGAGAGCCCUAUGAUCCUAGAAAAGCAGACAUUUGGGCUAUUGGAGUGAUUUUGUAUAUUUUUGUUACCGGUAAAAUGCCUUACGAUGAAAGUAAAGGAAAUCAGGGUGUGUUAGAGGAACAUAAACGUUUGAACUUCCCAUGGCAAAAGUUUAAGAAAAACGUCUCAGAUGAUUGCCGUUGUUUAAUUUUGUGGUUGUUUUCCUAUGAUUAUAAAGACAGACCAGAUAUAUAUGAGCUCCUUGGCUCUCCAUGGUUUAAACAAGAUGUGAAAAUACGACCCGAAAAUGUCAAGAUGGAAGGAGCAAGUCGGAAAUCGGAGAAACAAGACAAGGAAGCGCCCUCUACAAGUGAACAAUCUGGGUAAUGAAAAUUGUGAUUCGUUCGUACUGGAUUUUGGUAAUCAUUAUUUGUAUUUUGGAAAUAAUUAUAAACGGUUUAGAAAUGUUUUUCCUUUUAUAAGUGCAAUACUUUCAACUUUUCUAUAGGUGUAUAUUUUGUAAUAUUUUGAUAAGAUAGCAUAUUAUAUUGUAGGUGAUUAUAUUUUUCAAUUGUAAUACUUUGUUUAUAUGGUACUGUUUAUUUAUAUUGCAUUUGCAUGAGUGUUAAAAUUUAAUAAUAAAAAUGAUAUUUAA
Molecule: messenger RNA, 1463 nt
Organism: Mytilus trossulus (common blue mussel)
Lineage: Eukaryota; Metazoa; Mollusca; Bivalvia; Mytilida; Mytilidae
Product: testis-specific serine/threonine-protein kinase 3-like
Exons: 1
Coding region: 125-1195 (356 amino acids)
Biological process (GO): intracellular signal transduction; protein phosphorylation
Cellular component (GO): cytoplasm
Molecular function (GO): ATP binding; protein serine/threonine kinase activity
Source: RefSeq, a predicted model, not a curated record